UGGAGCUGCAAGCGCCGACGUCGGCCUCUGCGCCGGGAGCAGCCUCGCUCGUCAUUGGCUGGUUCUCGGGGACCGCCCCCCCUUGCCACCCCUGGGUUCCCUCUCGGGUCCGCAGUAGAAACACUGCCCUCACGGUUCUUGACCCCUGGGCCUUUCUCCCUUCCCUCCCUCCCUCACUCCCUCCCGCCGCCGCCGCCGUCGCUUCAGACGCCCCUGCUCCCGAAGGAGCUCCUGGUUCGGUGAUGGGGUCUCGGGCUUCCACGUUACUGCGGGACGAAGAGCUCGAGGAGAUCAAGAAGGAGACUGGCUUUUCCCACAGUCAGAUCACCCGCCUCUACAGCCGAUUCACCAGCCUGGACAAAGGAGAAAACGGGACUCUCAGCCGGGAAGAUUUCCAGCGAAUUCCGGAACUUGCCAUCAAUCCAUUGGGGGACCGGAUCAUCAAUGCCUUCUUUCCAGAGGGAGAGGACCAGGUAAACUUCCGCGGAUUCAUGAGAACUUUGGCUCAUUUUCGACCCAUUGAGGAUAAUGAAAAGAGCAAAGAUGUGAAUGGACCAGAACCACUCAAUAGCCGAAGCAACAAACUGCACUUUGCUUUUCGACUCUAUGACUUGGAUAAAGAUGACAAGAUUUCCCGUGAUGAGCUGUUACAGGUGCUUCGUAUGAUGGUUGGAGUAAACAUCUCAGAUGAGCAGCUGGGCAGCAUCGCAGAUAGGACCAUCCAGGAAGCGGAUCAGGAUGGGGACAGCGCCAUAUCUUUCACAGAAUUUGUUAAGGUUUUGGAGAAGGUGGAUGUAGAACAGAAAAUGAGCAUCCGAUUUCUUCACUGAAGGACUGAGACCAAACUGUUCCCUGCUUUCUAGUAUUUAAGAACUGGAACUCAAGAGUCGUCCUGUCCACCAGCCCCACCUCCACCCCAUCAUUCCCCUUCUCCCAAAGCGCUACUGCUGUUGCAUGACAACCCCAGACAUGUCCUGUCAACAUAAACCUGCCUUCGGUGCAUAAACAGGGCAUUACAGAAUGGUACCCCCGUCCAUUUCUGUUCCGUAUCAUUCACCAGUUAUCUCCAUUUCUGAAUAUCAUCUUCCCUGGUUUGCUGCUGAAGGCCAUAUGUCCAUCCAGUCUGAAAAAGUGAGAGAGGGAAUUCAUGCCAAGAACCAACCAGCAAAGCUCUUUCACUGGAUAUAGACGACAGCCUUGCUGCCUUCCCUCCAGCCGGGCUUCGGCAUGCUCCUCCAGCCUUUUUUGUAUGUCCUUUGCUUCCUCCUCCUCUUUCACCCAACAUACCAUUCACUUAGUUCUUCAGUCUCCCUGCUCUUCACUAAGCUUCAGUCCCCCUGUUUUACUCGGCACCCCAAGCUGUGCCUGUGAAACGUAUUUCUGACUUGGCAGGGUAGUGCGGCGAUCUGGCGGGUUUUGUCUACCUUUAUUCUUAAAUGGGUCUCUGGGAUGUUGCCUCUCCAGGAGCUUUUCCAUAACCAACACUUCUCUCUGAAGAAUGAUCAU
This is a messenger RNA of Enhydra lutris kenyoni (northern sea otter), 1506 nucleotides long. Its product is annotated as calcineurin like EF-hand protein 1. The record is from RefSeq and is a predicted model, not a curated record. Bases 243 to 830 code for a protein of 195 amino acids. NCBI's taxonomy places the organism in Eukaryota, Metazoa, Chordata, Mammalia, Carnivora, Mustelidae. The transcript is spliced from 7 exons. Gene Ontology annotation, molecular function: calcium ion binding.